AUGGCUAGCUUUACUGAAGAAGCAAUGGAUAACUAUAUGUAUUCAGCCUAUAACCCUUAUUCCUAUAGGUAUUUCAAUCCUAAACAUAAAGGGAUGAGUUGGAGGCAAAAGAGCUACUUGCCCAAUUAUGGAGAUACUGGGGAUUAUUUUGAUAAUUAUCAAAGAGCUCAGUUAAAAGCCAUCUUGUCUCAAGUGAAUCCUAACCUGACACCAAGGCUGAGGAAAGCAAACACCAGAGAUGUGGGUAUUCAGGUGAAUCCUAGGCAAGAUGCAUCUGUUCAGUGCUCCCUGGGCCCCAGGACUCUGAGGAGGGGUGGAGCCUUCAGAAGGCCCCAACAAACUCCACAAGAACAAAGCAGUCCUGCAUCUCCUACUAAAACGGUAAGGUUCCCCAGGACUAUUGCAGUGUAUUCUCCUGUAGCUGCAGGGAGGCCCUCUUCAUUUAAGGAAGAAGAGGAGGAGCAGCAGGAGGAGGAGGAGGAAGAAGAAGAAGAACAAGAACAAGAACAAGGGCAGGAACAACAGACAACUGAAAAGGAGAGUGAAGAGGGGGAAAAAUCCCAAGAAGACACCAAAGAGAUCAAGGUAGCAGCAGAGGACAAAGUGGAGUGUGAAACCAAGGAAGAGCCAAAAGAGGGGGAAAAUGAGGGCCAAACUACUGCCUCUCCUGGCCAAUCAAGAGUGAGGUUUCAGUUCCUGGAGCAAAAAUAUGGCUAUUACCACUGUAAAGAUUGCAACAUACGAUGGGAAAGUGCCUAUGUUUGGUGUGUACAGGCAACCAAUAAGGUCUAUUUCAAGCAGUUUUGCAGGACUUGCCAAAAAUCAUUCAAUCCAUAUCGUGUUGAGGAUAUCAUGUGUCAAAACUGCAAACAGACCAGGUGCAUUUGCCCUGUAAAACUCCGCCACGUAGAUCCAAAAAGGCCUCACCGUCAAGAUUUGUGUGGAAGAUGCAAAGGCAAAAGGCUUUCGUGUGACAGCACAUUCAGCUUCAAAUAUAUCAUUUAGUCCAGUCCGGUUUAAGUGUACUCCAACUGUUAUAAUUUGGCCAGGAAAGUGCAUGUUUUUUGUUUAUUGAAGAUUGCGCAGGAUGUAUUUUGUAAACAACAAUAAAAAAAAACUUACCCCAGCACUUCUAGUACACUAAAUAAAACAUGUGGGUUAUAUGAUGAACAA
This is a messenger RNA of Bombina bombina (fire-bellied toad), 1173 nucleotides long. RefSeq names its product zygote arrest 1 (gene ZAR1). Lineage: Eukaryota; Metazoa; Chordata; Amphibia; Anura; Bombinatoridae. The transcript is spliced from 4 exons. Bases 1 to 1005 code for a protein of 334 amino acids. Gene Ontology annotation, molecular function: mRNA base-pairing post-transcriptional repressor activity. Gene Ontology annotation, cellular component: cytoplasm. The record is from RefSeq and is a predicted model, not a curated record. Gene Ontology annotation, biological process: translation.